CACUAUCCUCACUGCCAAACUUUGUCCUGUUUUGGGGGCACAGUGCCCUCUUCUUUUCUCGUCAUCAUUUAACCCUUCUGCUUCACUCUCUCCCUCUCACUUCCACUUAGUACAUCCCAACUCUCAGUUUUCUUGCGCUUUUCUGGAAGAAAAUAUUUUUGAUUACCUGAUCAAUUUUAAGCUUUUUUUCUCCCACAUGAAUCAUUCCAUUUUCAGCCACUUCUGUUCCUCCAUCCUUUAGAAUCCUCAUCACAAACUACACAAGACCAAACCAAAAUAUAUAUUAAAAAAACCCCUCAAUUCAAGUCCUUUCACUACUCCAUCUUCCCACUUCAUAAUAUAACACAAAUUAAUAAAUAAAAAUAAUAAUUAAAGAAUGCACUGCUUAGCUUCCCUAUCUAACCAUCUUUUUUCCUAGCCAUGAUAUACCCUCUUCACUUCAUUUCUACUACUCCACAGAAAAACCCUAGCUAGCUAGUCUUCCUCGAAAGAACAACUUAAUUAAUAAAAUCUAGAUAUAUAUUUAUAUUGCAGGGUAGCGAUGGAUCCUUCUACUUGAACCUACUAAUAUUAUCAUCAUCAAGCUCAUUAUCCUCAAGAUCCAAGUGAAAUCCAAAUAAGAAAGCAUCAGAUCUCAACAAUGGAGAGCGUGGCAUCCCCAAUAGUAACUUGUUCAAGCAACAACAAUGGUAGUGGUAGUAAUAACAGUACUACUACUACUCCUAGCAGGUAUGAGAACCAAAAGCGGCGAGACUGGAACACGUUUUGCCAGUACCUGCGGAACCAGCGGCCACCGCUAUCGAUGGCGGUGUGCGGCGGGGCUCACGUGCUGGAAUUCCUGCAGUACCUUGACCAAUUCGGGAAGACCAAAGUGCACAACCCGACAUGCCCCUUCUUCGGACUGCCCAACCCUCCGGCGCCCUGCCCCUGCCCGCUCCGCCAGGCCUGGGGCAGCCUCGACGCCCUCAUCGGCCGCCUCCGCGCCGCCUACGAAGAAAAUGGCGGCAGAGCCGAAACCAACCCCUUCGGCGCCCGCGCCGUCAGGUUCUACUUGCAUGAUGUUCGUGAUUUUCAGGCCAAGGCCAGAGGAGUUAGCUACGAGAAGAAGAGAAAGAGGCCAAAACAACAAAACAUUGCUAAUGCAGCAGCAACAUCUGUUACCACUUCCCCUAAUGCAACCGCCACUGCCACUUAAGUCCCCAUUUAAUUAAUGCCAUGCCAUGCAUAUGUUAUGGUAUAUCUUUUUUUAUUUCCUUCAAUUCUGCGACUCUCUUUUUUCUUUACUAGUUUAUUGUGCCCGUUUUAUGUUUAUUUUUGGCAACUCUAAUGUCAUAUAUAUAUAUAUAUAUAUAUAUAUAUAUAUAUAUGUGUCUCCUAAUUUGCAAAGAUGUUCUUGUUGAGAUGUAGUUCUGGCUUCCUGUGUUUAAGGAAGUACGAUUUAUAUAUUUACCAAAGGAGUUUGGAGUUC
Glycine soja is the source of this 1468-nucleotide messenger RNA. Its product is annotated as protein LIGHT-DEPENDENT SHORT HYPOCOTYLS 1-like. Gene Ontology annotation, biological process: mRNA transcription; response to light stimulus. The transcript has a single exon. Gene Ontology annotation, cellular component: nucleus. NCBI's taxonomy places the organism in Eukaryota, Viridiplantae, Streptophyta, Magnoliopsida, Fabales, Fabaceae. Bases 641 to 1195 code for a protein of 184 amino acids. The record is from RefSeq and is a predicted model, not a curated record.